AACGCACCUGCGCAUGCGUCAAACUACGCGAGGUGCGAGAUCUCAAGUCAGUCCGGACCGCUGUAAUGCAGAAAGGGAGAAAAAAGAAAACACAUCUGGAACUAAAGUUCGGCGGUUGUGUGUUGCACACGGACAUUUCUUUCAGACACUUUGACAGCUGUUAGAAGCAGGGCCGCGGCAGUGUACACGUCACUUCCGCUGUUGGUGUGUGGCUGUGAUCAUGGCUGCGUUCGGAGAAAUGGGAGUGAUGCCUGAAAUCGCUCAGGCUGUUGAAGAAAUGGACUGGCUGCUUCCCACUGACAUCCAAGCCGAGUCCAUUCCCCUGAUCCUCGGCGGAGGAGACGUUCUCAUGGCCGCUGAGACAGGAAGUGGAAAAACCGGGGCCUUCAGCAUCCCAGUGAUCCAGAUCGUGUACGAGACUCUGAAAGAUCAGCAGGAGGGGAAGAAAGGUCGCAGUGCUGCCGUGAAGACCGGAGGAGCAGUGUUUAAUAAAUGGCAGAUGAACCCAUACGACCGAAGCCCAGCGUUUGCUAUCGGGCCGGACGGGCUGUGCUGCCAGAGCAGAGAGUUUAAGGAGUGGCACGGCUGCAGGUCCACCCGGGCCGUGACUAAAGGAAAGUAUUACUAUGAAGUCUCCUGCCAUGACCAGGGCUUGUGCAGGAUCGGCUGGUCCACCAGUCAGGCAGCUCUGGACCUGGGUACAGACAAGUUCGGGUUUGGCUUCGGAGGGACCGGGAAGAAGUCCCAUAAUAAACAGUUUGAUAGUUAUGGAGAGGAGUUCACCAUGCACGACACCAUUGGCUGCUACAUCGACCUUGAAAAAGGCCAUAUGUCCUUCUCCAAAAACGGGAACGAUCUGGGCCUGGCGUUCGAGAUUCCCAAGAACUUGAUAAGUCAGCCGUUCUUCGCUUCCUGUGUGCUUAAGAAUGCCGAACUGAAGUUCAAUUUUGGUGGUGAACCUUUCAAAAACGCCCCCAAAGAGGGGUACAUUGCUCUGGACAAGGCACCCGAUGGCCACGUGGUCAAAACCACUCAGACUGGCAGUGCCACAGUAAGUCAGGUCAAAACCAGCUCCAGUGCCCCUAAAGCUCUAAUUGUGGAGCCGUCCAAAGAACUGGCUGAGCAGACCCUCAACAACGUCAACCAGUUCAAGAAAUACGUGGAGAAUCCCAAACUGCGUGAGUUGCUGAUCAUCGGAGGCGUGGCAGCAAAAGACCAGUUGUCUGUUUUGGAAAGCGGGGUUGAUAUCGUGGUUGGCACCCCCGGCAGGCUCGACGAUCUCAUAUCCACUGGAAAACUCGAUCUGUCCCAAGUCCGCUUCCUGGUUCUGGAUGAAUGCGACGGACUGCUUUCCGCUGGCUACACCGACUUCAUCAUGAGGGUCUACAGCAAAAUCCCCCAGGUCACCUCGGAUGGAAAGAGACUGCAGGUGAUCGUGUGCUCGGCGACCCUGCACUCGUUCGACGUGAAGAAGCUGUCAGAGAAGAUCAUGCACUUCCCUACGUGGGUGGACCUGAAAGGUGAAGACUCCGUGCCUGAGACGGUCCAUCACGUGGUGGUGCCCGUCAGCCCGAAAACCGACAAGCUCUGGGAGAAGCUGGGAAAGAACCACAUCCGGACUGAUGAAGUGCACGCGAAAGACAACACGAGACCUGGAGCAAACACUGCAGAGAUGUGGUCAGAGGCGAUCAAGAUCCUGAAAGGGGAGUACACGAUCCGUGCAAUCAAGGAGCACAAGAUGGACCAAGCCAUCAUCUUCUGCAGGACCAAGAUCGACUGCGACAACAUGGAGCAGUACCUGAUCGCUCAAGGGGGAGGUCCUGAUAAAAAAGGCCAUCAGUUUUCAUGUGUGUGUCUUCACGGAGACAGGAAGCCCAACGAGCGCAAAUACAACUUGGAGCGGUUCAAGAAAAAGGAUGUGAGGUUUCUGAUCUGCACGGACGUAGCAGCCAGAGGAAUCGACGUCCACGGCGUUCCGUACGUCAUUAACGUGACCUUGCCGGAUGAGAAGCAGAAUUACGUGCAUCGGAUCGGGAGAGUGGGCAGGGCGGAGAGGAUGGGUCUGGCCAUUUCUCUAGUGGCAAUGGAAAAGGAGAAGGUAUGGUAUCACGUUUGCCCUAACAGAGGCCGGGGUUGCUAUAACACCAGGUUAAAGGAGGAAGGAGGCUGCACUAUAUGGUACAACGAGAAAGAGCUCCUGGGAGAAAUCGAGGAACACCUGAAGUGCACCAUCACUCAGUGUGAGCACGACAUCAAAGUUCCCUUGGACGAGUUCGAUGGCAAGGUUACUUACGGUCAGCGCCGAGCUGCUGCAGGUGGACUCUAUAAGGGCCACGUGGAUAUUUUGGCCCCUACAGUACAGGAGCUGGCGAACCUGGAGCGAGAGGCUCAGACCUCCUUUCUGCAGCUCGGUUUUCUCCCUAAUCAGCUCUUUAAAGCUUUCUGAGCUUCACUUCUUCACUACUUAUGGUUUAAUGACACAUAAUUAAAAGGAAAUCAUUACGAAAUUAUGAGUUUACUUUCACAGAUGGUAAGAAAAUGUUCCGUUUAAUCACAAUAAAACAGUUACAUGCAAA
Messenger RNA from Silurus meridionalis, 2576 nucleotides. It is a transcript of the gene ddx1, whose product is annotated as DEAD (Asp-Glu-Ala-Asp) box helicase 1. Bases 221 to 2446 code for a protein of 741 amino acids. The record is from RefSeq and is a predicted model, not a curated record. Gene Ontology annotation, molecular function: protein binding; ATP binding; nucleic acid binding. The transcript has 27 exons. NCBI's taxonomy places the organism in Eukaryota, Metazoa, Chordata, Actinopteri, Siluriformes, Siluridae.